AUGGCUCUAAUGCCGCGCUUCUGCGCUUUGCAGGCAUUCCUGGCAUUUUUCCUGCCCCUGUCUUCAACUUCGCCAAGCGAUACAGCCGGAUACCCCAUCGGAUUACAAUCUAACGAGAGCGUCGGCCAGCAGCACGUCGUCAGCUCUUUUGUCCCGGAUCACCCUCGUCUGCUGCAACCAGUUCGUGGUCCCGCAGCGUCAUCGACAGCGACAUCAAUUCCCGCCCUCCUCUUAAACGGCUGGCAGCGCGACUGCUUCUCCAGUGGGCACGGGAGCAGUGGCGUCGACAUGGCUCUAAUGCCGCGCUUCUGCGCUUUGCAGGUGUGUAAUCAAUUUUCUCUUUACGCCAAAAAAAGUAACGACCCCUACUUGCUCUUGCUCCCGUGCCCAGGAGUGCUUUGUGAAAUUGCCUGUGAUUGUUUUUCGAUGUUUCGGUUGCUAUUGCGCUGCGGUGACGUCGAAGUGAAUCCGGGCCCUCAUACUCGUUCUGGGACUCUUCUGGAGGUUGACACUCUGCCUGACGAGCCGUCCGAACAGAUGGCUGUCCUUUUUCACCUUCUAAAAGACCUUCAGGCACGGUCUGUUCAAUCGGCACAGAGUCAAGUUGAGCUGGUCGCUGACGUAAAAUCAAUAAAGACUGGCCAAAAAAAUAUUGAAACUAAAAUUGGCCACAUUCAAAAACGGCUAGACGCCCUUGAAGAAAAAACAAAGGUACUCGACAAUUUUAACACGAACCUGGUCGAAAUUCAGGACUCGGUAAAAGUGCUAACCACUCAGCAUGACUCAAUGGAAUCCCGCCUCGACGAACUGGAGGACAGGUCGCGGCGUGACAACUUACUCUUUUAUGGCAUUCCCGACUCUCGCGAGUCAUGGGAGCAGUCUGAGGCACACGUGAAAAGAAUUUUGACAAACGCACUCGAUACCAUGCCUGAAAAUUCCAUUGAACGCGCCCAUCGUCUGGGGCCACUCACGCCGAACAAAUGCCGCCCCAUCAUAGUUAAGCUUUCUGGCUACAAAAUAAAAGAUAAGAUCCUUUCGGCACGCGCUAAGCUGAGGGAAAUAAACGUUACUGUUAGCGAAGAUUUCUCGCCCGCCACGCGUAUUGCUCGAAGAAAGCUUAUCGAG
This is a messenger RNA of Ixodes scapularis (black-legged tick), 1125 nucleotides long. RefSeq lists its product as uncharacterized. Gene Ontology annotation, cellular component: ribonucleoprotein complex. The annotation marks the transcript as partial. Gene Ontology annotation, biological process: retrotransposition. Gene Ontology annotation, molecular function: single-stranded RNA binding. The transcript has a single exon. The record is from RefSeq and is a predicted model, not a curated record. Lineage: Eukaryota; Metazoa; Arthropoda; Arachnida; Ixodida; Ixodidae.